This is a messenger RNA of Penaeus chinensis, 2337 nucleotides long. RefSeq names its product ITG-like peptide. The record is from RefSeq and is a predicted model, not a curated record. NCBI's taxonomy places the organism in Eukaryota, Metazoa, Arthropoda, Malacostraca, Decapoda, Penaeidae.
GUUUCGGCCGGAGUCCCAGAACAAUCUGGGGUACGGAAGCGCCGGCUACAGUGGCUACAACGGCCCCUUGGCUGAGCGGCUGGUGUCUCCUCGCGAACAGCUGAUGGAGGCUCUCCUGAGUGAGGAGAUCCUGGAGGAGCAAGGCUGCGAAGGGCGCCGCUGUACCGCCAACGAGCACUGCUGCGGUGGCCACGUCUGCGUCGACUUCGAUGGUGCAUCGGGGACUUGCCUGUCAUCCGUGGGUCAGCGUGAAGGUGCUGAAUGCCGCAGUGACUCUGAGUGCGCUGCUGGCCUCCUCUGCGAUAUGGGAUCUUGCGUGCAGUUCCAGGGCAAGAAGCGCUACAACGAGCCUUGCAGUGUGAGCACAGAGUGCGAAAUUGGCCGCGGUUUGUGCUGCCAGGUGGUCCGCCGUCAUCGCCAGGCGCCCAAGACGCUCUGUGGAUAUUUCAAGGACCCCAUGAUCUGUAUCGGUCACGUGGCCACAGACCAGGUAAAGACAGAGUCUGGCAAGCAGUAAAGGGUCCUCCCUCCUGCCGCUGCUCCUUGGUGUGUUCUCCGUCCGGGUGUCCAGCACAUCGUGGAACACACCGAUGGAGAAAAGAGACUGACGGGAAAAACUCAUGAUUACGUCAGCAUUUAAGCUUCCCCGGGACAGAGAGACCGCUGGAGGAGGGUCUCUGAACAACACUUGAUUGCGAGAGAGGGACGAGAGAAGAGAAGAGAGGAGGAUUGAAGAGAGAAGAGAGAGAACAGAGAGAACAGAGAGUGAGAGAGAAAGAGAGAGACAAAAGAAGGAAGAGCAUCCUGGUAAAAAGGGAAGAAUGGAGGAGAUAAUGGAGGAGAAAAGAGAGGGAAUAGGGAAACCACUCAUAUGUAUUCAUGAUGUAGGUGGUUCAGUGGUUAUUAAAUAAAAGUCAUAAUUAAGUCUUCCCCUUCCCGUUUUCUCUAUUUUUUGCGUGGCAGUGUGUACGCAUUAUCAUAAAGGCAAGGGGAGACUUCGCUAUGUAGUUAGCCAUCCUAUGAAUCGAAGCAGGGAUUAACUUCUAGUUCCUUAGCUAGUUCUUAGUCGUUUAAGAAGGAGCUUCAAGAAUGUGGGUCCCCUUUGGAGCUCUCGAGGAAGACCUCCGGGCCGGUAGAGCUUGAGGACCGAGGAUAAGGUCCCAAGCUCUGACCUCCCACUCAAGGGUGAGCUCGCCAGCUCUCCCUCAAGCAAGUGAUGUUCAAGAAUCUCGUCGGCCAAAGUCUUCGAGGACUCCAGGAAGGCGAGACAAGUCUUAUUAGAUUAAUAAUUAAAUAAACAAGGUGUGAGCCGGUUUAGUCACCUGGGAAUUAGAAAACAGAUUUUUUGCAUUUAUUUAACCCUGUGUCUCUUGAGAUUAUAUAUGUGAGUCUGAUUGUGCUGAUGCUUUUAGGCAUCUGUCUAUAUAAUACAGGUUACCAAUCACAUAUCAUUCUUAAUAACGUAUCUAAUCUCUUUAAGGAAAUCUCUUAGAUCGGAAUAUGUCAGAAACUGAUUUAGGACAUAGUCUAGAGACCUAUAACCAACGGACGAUCCAUAUUUCGCUCUAUAAGGCACUUCGAUUCAGUGUUGGGUUUUUCUCCUUAGGUUCCAACCCCAAGCCCAUGCCAGCUAUGAGCCCAGGAUUCACGUACUUAUCGGCCCCGCCAAGUCGUGUAGGAGCGGGACCCUCCGUCGCGACAAUGAGAGACCCUUCUUUCACCCCCUUCCUCCCUCCUUCCUUUCUUUCCUUCAUUUAUCCAUCCCAUCCCUCCCCUUUUUUCUCUCCAUUCCUAUUUUCCUCCCCUCCUCCAACCCCGUCUUCUCCCUCCUCCUUCCUAUAUUUGCCCUCCUCUCCACCCUUUUCUUCCUGUUUUAUUUCCCCUCUCCUAUCCUUCCACCUCAUCCCCUCCUCCUAGCUACUUCAGAGGAAUCAUGGGACUGGGUGUUGGCUCCUGCAAGAGUUAUCCAUUUGUGUGGCAAACUAUAAUUAUUAUUAUUAUUAUAUUCGGUGUCGAGGAUAGGAACUUACUCAUAAGUAUUACAGCAGGCAUGGUGUUUCGUGUGACGUUUGUGUAUGGUACCUUUCAUCAAAGAAAGUGGUCGCCUCGUACCACGAAAAUCCUAUUAAAGUAAACAUAUAAAAAAAUAAUGAUAAUAACCUUUCAUCACUUCUUGUUGUGUAUUGACCUGAGCUCUAGGUACUCUCGUGCCCGAGUUUCACUUAACCACACUGAAACAGAGGCCUCCCUGUGGUCCUGUUCCACUCUGGUUUGAAAAGUAGUAGGGUUCAUUCAAGUACAGGCAGAUAGUGCACUGAAUAAAUGUAAAUUGAAUUA